AGGAACUUGGUUUGAAGCCUGGUUUGAAGCCUGGUUUGCAGCGGGUACAGCCCUCAUUUCUGACACAGCCAUCAUGAAGACAGCAGUGACCCUCCUGGCUCUGUCUCUCCUCCACAUCUGCUCUCCUGUCCCCAUCAGCCGCCCAACCAACUGGCUCAGACAAUGUCGUGCCUCCACCGACCUCUCCCUCACAGCACUGGAGGUGCUGCCAGGUGGAGGCUGGGACAAUCUACGCAACAUGGAUAUGGGUCGAGUCAUGAACCUCAGCUACUUCCAGUGCCAGACCACUGAAGACGGGCUCUACCUCAUCCCAGAUGAAGUAUUUGUUAUCCCCCAGAAGGAGACAGGUGUGGAGACCAACUCGGAGAUAAUCAGCUCCUGGCUGGAGCAGAAAAGUUCUACAUCAAAAACCAUAAAUGCAGACAUAUCCUUCCUCUCACUGCUGAAUGGCAAAUUUUCUACUGAAACUGAUAGGAUGAAAACCCAUCAGGUCAAAGACUCUUCAACUACAGCCAGAGUACAGAUUCGCGACUUCAUCUACACAGUUAAGGCUUAUCCAGACUUCACUCUGGACACACGCUUCGUUCAACAAGCCCAAGAGAUUGCUGAUGCUAUUGAAAACAACCAAACAAGGCAUGCGGACUACCUCUCAGAGAAGAUGGUCCUGGACUAUGGAACUCAUGUUAUCACCAGUGUCGAUGCGGGGGCUGCGUUGGUGCAGGAAGACUACCUCCGGUCUUCAUAUGUAUCAACCAAUGAAUCACAAAGUUCCUCGAUCAAAACACAGGCUGGCUUAAACUUUUUUGACAAACUUAAGUUUGACAUAAGUAGUCAAAACACCCAGCAGAGCUCAUCACUUCAGGCGUAUCAGUCUAACAUUCAGUACUCUGUUAUCCAAAGCCACGGUGGCACACCUUUCUAUCCUGGCAUCACUCUGCAGAAGUGGCAGGAAAGUAUCAGAAACAAUCUGGUUGCUAUUGAUCGGUCAGGAAUUCCCCUGCACUACUUUAUAAACACCAACACUCUACCUAAUCUGCCACCGCCUACAGCUGACAAAGUGGCUCUUAGAGUGAGUCAGGCCAUAGACCAAUACUACAAGGUCAACACCCGCCCUGGCUGUGUAGACGUAAACUCUAAAAACUUUAACUUUCAGGCCAACAUUGAUGAUAGUUCCUGCGAAGGUCCUGCUACAAACCUCAGUUUUGGUGGCGUCUAUCAAGAGUGUAGUAAACUCAGCUCAGAUGCAGGUCCGCUAUGUGAUACCCUGGCCCAGAAAAACCCAGACACAGGUGACUUCUCCUGUCGUUCGCCGUACUACCCCACAUUACUGAGAUCAGAAGUGAGACAGCAGGGUUACAGUUUGUACCAGUGCCAUGACGUAAGCUACCACUGUGGAUUGUUUGGCUUGUUUAGGUGUCAUCGUUCAGACUGUCAAGACAAUUACUAUGUACGCUCUGCUCGUAUCAACACUUACUGGUGCUCUGUAAAUGGAAAAGCUCCAGAGAACUCUGGGUAUCUGUUUGGAGGCUUAUACAGCCCCUCACUCCUGAACCCCCUCACCAACACCAAAAGCUGCCCCCCAAACUUCAUUUCAGUCAAGUUUCUCUCAGAUGGCCAG
Molecule: messenger RNA, 1618 nt
Organism: Monopterus albus (swamp eel)
Lineage: Eukaryota; Metazoa; Chordata; Actinopteri; Synbranchiformes; Synbranchidae
Product: macrophage-expressed gene 1 protein
Exons: 2
Source: RefSeq, a predicted model, not a curated record